Messenger RNA from Tarenaya hassleriana, 2538 nucleotides. Its product is annotated as mechanosensitive ion channel protein 10-like. Gene Ontology annotation, biological process: transmembrane transport; detection of mechanical stimulus; monoatomic anion transport. NCBI's taxonomy places the organism in Eukaryota, Viridiplantae, Streptophyta, Magnoliopsida, Brassicales, Cleomaceae. Gene Ontology annotation, molecular function: mechanosensitive monoatomic ion channel activity. The coding region runs from base 158 to 2341 and encodes 727 amino acids. The transcript is spliced from 6 exons. Gene Ontology annotation, cellular component: plasma membrane. The record is from RefSeq and is a predicted model, not a curated record.
CUUCUUCCAAGUAUUAUCAGUCUGAUGCAAGAGCUGGUUUGGCAAGAAGUACUGAUUGGAGACAGUUUUAUUGAUUCCCAUACAUUUGCAUCGCCUAUCCUCAGGUUUUGUCUGAUCAAACCUGCUAUCACUUACAGUCUGCUUGAUUCCAGAAGCCAUGAUGAACUCGUUGGGAGGCAACCAAGUCGGAAAGGUUGAUGUUGUCAUCGAUCUUUCCGGUGAAGAACCGUCGAAAGAUGAUACAAAGCGACCUUUCCCGUUCAAAGAAGGAGCUUCAAUGGAGCCGAAGCUCGCCGGUAACGCUUGCAAGCCGCCGAAAAUCCCUGCCCAUGGUAAUAACGACUGCCUAGCAAAGGCCAAAUCUCUUACAAGGUCAGUUUACUCUAAGCCCAAGUCCCGGUUCGUGGAACAAUCUCACCCCAUGGAUCUGAGAAAGCUGGAGGAGCAUAGCGGCAAUCUCGGUGAGCAUUUCCAUCUGGGUUCGUUGUCUAGGAGUACCUUAGGUAUGGGGUCCCAAAAUUUCGUAUCAGCCAGGAGUUUUGCAUCAUUAGACGGCCAGGAAGAGGAAGAUGAAGACGAAGACGAAGACGAAGAAAUCUAUAUAAAGGUUAAACAAAGUAGAGAGAAGAACGGUGGAAUGAGUACUCUAGCUUUGCUCCAGUUGAUCGUAUUCGCGGGCAUGGUAGGCGCUUUGAUCUGUAGUUUAACAAUCGAUGCGUUGAAGGAACGUUUCGUUUGGGGGCUCGAGGUAUGGAAAUGGUGCGUUCUGGCUAUGGUGACGUUCAGCGGCAUGCUGGUAACGAACUGGUUCAUGCAUUUAGUCGUCUUCGUGAUAGAAAAGAACUUUCUUCUGAGAAAGAAGGUUCUGUACUUCGUCCACGGCUUGAAGAAGAAUGUUCAAGUCUUCAUAUGGCUCGGCUUAGUUCUGGUCACUUGGGUUUGUCUGUUCAACCAUGGAGUUAAACACUCGCCCGGCGCCACAAGUGUGCUAAACUUUGUACGGUGGACUCUUGUUUCCCUUCUGGUCGGGGCAUUCCUCUGGCUGGUUAAGACGUGGUUGCUGAAGAUCUUGGCCUCGAAAUUCAACGUCAACAACUUCUUUGAAAGAAUCCAAGAAUCCAUCUUCCACCAGUACAUUCUCCAGACGCUCUCGGGACACCCGCUUAUCGAAGAGGCGGAGAGGGUCGGGAGAGAGCCGAGCACGGGCCAACUAAGUUUCACGAGCGUCAAAGAAGGAACGAAGGUGAAAGAGAGGAAAGUGAUUGAUGUGGGGAAGGUUCACAACAUGAGGCGGGAGAAGGUUUCGGCCUGGACGAUGCGGAAUUUGAUCGAGGCGGUUAGAACUUCAGGACUCUCCACCAUCUCCAACACGUUAGAUGAAACCGCCUACGAGAAGGAGCAUACUGACAAAGAGAUCACGAGCGAGAUGGAGGCAAAGGCUGCCGCUUUCGAUAUCUUCAGGAACAUUGCUAAGCCGGGUCAUGAUUACAUCGAUGAAGAUGAUCUGUUGAGGUUCAUGAUCAAGGAAGAGGUGGAUCUUGUAUUUCCAUUGUUCGAAGGAUCAGAGAACGGGAAAAUUACAAGGAAAGCUCUUACAGAAUGGGUGGUUAAGGUUUACACCGGUCGGAAAGCCCUAGCACAUUCCUUAAACGACACGAAAACGGCGGCAAAUCAGUUGAACCAACUUGUAGCGGUGAUCUUGGUCGUCGUUACGCUCAUCAUUUGGCUUCUGCUUCUAGAGAUCGCGACAACGAAGGUUCUUCUGUUCUUUUUCUCACAGACAGUGGCUCUGUCUUUCGUGAUGGGAAGCAGUUGCAAAAACCUCUUCGAAUCCAUCGUGUUCGUGUUCUUUAUGCACCCUUUUGAUGUGGGUGACCGUUGCGUCGUGGAUGGCGUUCCGCUGCUGGUUGAAGAGAUGAACCUGUUGACGACAGUGUUUCUGAAGCUGGACAACGAGAAAGUGUUCUAUCCGAACGCGGUUUUGGCCACCAAACCCAUCAGCAACUACUACAGAAGCCCGUCAAUGGGGGAAGCCGUGGAAUUCUCGAUCGCAUUCUCCACGCCCAUGGAGAGAAUCGCUUGCCUCAAGGAAAGAAUAGCCGAAUACUUGGAGCAGAAUCCACAUCACUGGCAGCCGGAUCACAUCGUGCUGGUGAAGGCCAUUGAAAACGUGAACAAAAUCAAGAUGGCUUUGUUAUGCAUGCACACCAUCACCUUCCAGCAAAUGGGCGAGAGGAAUCUCAGAAGGACCGAGCUCGCUUUCGCCAUCAAGAGAAUGUUCGAGGAGCUCCAGAUAGAUUACAGCCUCCUUCCUCAACAAGUUCAUCUCAAAAACCAGUAACUGCAAUAGACGAGAAAUUUAUUUCCCCACCGGUUUAAGAUGUGUUUCCACGUGAACCGGGUCGGUACAAGUUCGGUUUUUGUUAACCGAAGAGUUGGAAGUAGUUUUCAACGGUGGUGGUGUAUUUUCUGUGAUUAUUAUGGGCUUUCAUUAACACUUCAUUGGGCCUAUAAUGGGCUUUAACAGUUAUUUAGAUU